GCACCAUCCCAGAGCAGCUAUCCCCAGCCAAGCACUGUCAGGAGCCAUUUUCUGUCUGGAGGGCCUGAGGACAUUGACGUAGAAGAUGUGUGAAGAAGAGGACAGCACCGCCCUUGUUUGUGACAAUGGGUCAGGGCUCUGUAAAGCUGGCUUCGCUGGGGAUGAUGCUCCAAGAGCAGUUUUCCCAUCCAUUGUGGGUCGUCCCAGGCACCAGGGUGUGAUGGUUGGUAUGGGUCAAAAAGACAGCUAUGUAGGUGACGAGGCUCAAAGCAAGAGAGGAAUCCUGACCUUGAAAUACCCCAUAGAACACGGCAUCAUUACAAACUGGGAUGACAUGGAGAAGAUCUGGCAUCACUCUUUCUAUAAUGAGCUCCGUGUUGCACCUGAAGAACACCCAACUCUGUUGACUGAAGCACCACUGAAUCCCAAAGCCAACCGGGAGAAGAUGACCCAGAUUAUGUUCGAGACUUUCAAUGUGCCAGCCAUGUAUGUAGCUAUUCAAGCCGUUCUGUCCCUCUAUGCUUCUGGACGUACCACAGGGAUUGUGCUUGACUCUGGGGAUGGUGUCACCCACAAUGUGCCAAUUUAUGAAGGCUAUGCCCUGCCGCAUGCCAUCAUGCGUCUGGAUCUGGCUGGCCGUGACCUGACAGACUACCUCAUGAAAAUCCUGACGGAACGUGGAUACUCCUUUGUGACCACAGCGGAGCGUGAAAUUGUCCGAGACAUCAAGGAGAAGCUGUGUUACGUGGCCCUGGACUUUGAAAAUGAGAUGGCCACUGCUGCCUCUUCCUCCUCUCUGGAAAAAAGCUAUGAGCUUCCUGAUGGUCAGGUGAUCACCAUUGGAAACGAACGCUUCCGCUGCCCAGAGACCCUCUUCCAGCCAUCUUUCAUUGGCAUGGAGUCUGCUGGCAUUCAUGAAACCACUUACAACAGCAUCAUGAAGUGCGAUAUAGACAUCAGGAAGGAUCUUUAUGCUAACAACGUGCUGUCUGGAGGCACUACAAUGUAUCCGGGUAUUGCAGACAGGAUGCAGAAGGAAAUAACUGCUUUGGCUCCCAGCACUAUGAAGAUCAAGAUCAUUGCUCCUCCUGAACGUAAGUACUCCGUCUGGAUUGGAGGCUCUAUUCUUGCCUCCCUGUCUACUUUCCAGCAGAUGUGGAUCAGCAAACAGGAGUACGAUGAAGCUGGCCCAUCCAUUGUUCACCGCAAAUGCUUUUAAAUUGCUUUAUCUUUAUAUGUCUCAGUGUAUUACUGUGAAUGUAUUCAGGAAAAUACAUUCUUAUCAUUUCAUUCUUUCAUUCCAUAAAUCCUUCAUCGUAAUGACUCUAAUUAAUUGGAUACUAUGUAUUUUUUUUUUUGGAAUAAAUUUUAAAUAUGCUAUGAAA
Messenger RNA from Charadrius vociferus (killdeer), 1385 nucleotides. It is a transcript of the gene ACTA2, whose product is annotated as actin, alpha 2, smooth muscle, aorta. The transcript has 9 exons. The record is from RefSeq and is a predicted model, not a curated record. NCBI's taxonomy places the organism in Eukaryota, Metazoa, Chordata, Aves, Charadriiformes, Charadriidae. Bases 86 to 1219 code for a protein of 377 amino acids.